AAUAAGAAGUGAAACAGAAGCAGUGAUCGUCAGAGUUAAUGUGUGACUGGCAGGUAGGUGGGUCUCAGAGAGCCGGGUGACAGGAUUAGAAGCUGUUAUACACAUUUCACAACUUGGGAGUUCAGAGCAUUGCAGUUGGUGUGCAUAUCUGUAAAAGCUGACAGCUUCACAAGAAGACCACAUAAGAGCAAGGAUGUCACACACAAUGGGCGGGAAUAGUUUCCCAGAGAUGAUCAUGCGGAAACGGGAUGGCGGUCAGCUGAGCGCAGAGGACAUCCACACCUUUGUAGGAGGAGUCAAAUCACGUACUAUUCAGGAUAGUCAAAUAGGUGCAAUGCUUAUGGCCAUUUGGCAGAAGAGCAUGGACAACAAGGAAACCAUGAUGUUGACAAAGGAGAUGAUGACAUCAGGUGAGGUUUUGCACUGGCCUGAGGAAUGGACUGGCCUUGUGGUGGAUAAACACUCGACGGGUGGAGUCGGGGACAAGGUCAGCAUUCCACUGGCCCCUGCUCUGGCAGCUUGUGGGUGCAAGGUCCCUAUGAUAAGUGGACGUGGACUGGCACACACUGGAGGCACACUAGACAAACUGGAGUCCAUCCCAGGGUUCAACAUCCACUUAUCAACAGAACGGGUGAAGCAGAUACUGCAGGAUGUAGGCUGUUUCAUUGUGGGUCAGACAGAGACUCUGGUACCUGCAGAUCGUGUCCUCUACGCUCACAGGGACAUCACUGCUACUGUAGACAGUGUCCCACUUAUCACCGCAUCAAUAAUGUCAAAGAAGGCAGCUGAGGGUCUAAAUGCACUUGUGUUGGAUGUGAAGUUUGGUAAGGCUGCUCUCUACAAAGACAUGGACAGCGCUCGAACACUUGCCCAGUCAAUGGUUGCAGUGGGAAACAGUUUGGGUAUAAAAACAGGGGCAGUGUUGAGCAGGAUGGAUGCUCCUAUUGGCCGAUGUGUGGGGAAUUCCUUAGAGAUAUAUGAAGCUUUGGAAUGCCUCAAAGGGCGUGGACCUGAUGACUUAAAUAACCUGAUUACAUCACUGGGUGGUUAUUUGCUGCAGAUGUGCGGGCGAGCAGCUACUCUGGAGGCUGGACAGAAAGCGAUCAGUGAGGUCCUGAUGAAUGGAAAGGCCUUGCAACAUUUCCAGGAAAUGCUGCAGGCCCAAGGGGUGACUGCAGAUAUAAGCCGAUCCCUCUGCUCAGAAAAGGCUGAAUACUUUAAUCACCUGAGGCGUGCAAAGCACCAAACAGAGCUUAAGGCACCGGAUGAUGGCACGGUUUUAGACAUAGAUGGUAUGACCAUUGCCGUGGUGCUGCACAAGUUAGGAGCAGGUCGCACCAAACCUGGGGAGCCGAUCAACCACAGUGUAGGAGCGGAGCUCCUGGUGGACUUGGGUCAACAGGUAAAGAAAGGUCAGUCCUGGAUCAGAAUCCAUCAUGACUGUGCAACAUUGAGCUCCCACCAGCACGCUGACCUGCAGGAGGCUUUGGUUAUUGGCAGUGGUGAAGGUUUUCAGAACAAUGCUCGAGUGGUAGAGUUCAUCCAACCAAUCUAAUGUCUCAUCUGAUACAGCUGUUUUUUCCCCUAAUCCGAGCACAGUGCACUUUUUCUGAUUCAUUUUACAUUUUUGAUACCGUAUACUCGCUAUACAGGUAGUUCCCGAGUUAAGAUGGUUCGACCUAUGAUAUUUUUAAUAUCACGAUAGUGAUACGACAAAAUUGUUCAAACAUUUUACUUUUCACGUGAUAGGCAAACAAAAAGCAGCAUAUAUGCAAUACGAUACGAUGGGACGAUGCCAGGAUGUACGCAUCUCCCACCUUUUGAGAUGCCUCAUCCUCGCCAGUGGUCAACUGAUGUACUGUAAUUUGUUGAAUUAUUAACAAAUGACAGUAUACUACCCCAUACUAAUCACUGAAGACUCCUGGGUAGGCUGGGCCAUGUCUCGACUUUCUCAAAGUUAUGAUUCGGUCAUUGGAACACAUCUCCAUUGUAAGUCGGGGACUACCUGUAUACACUCUUAAUUGUUUAUACAGUAGAACAGGUUGCAUAGGUAUCCACAGCCAUUACAAUUUUUCCUUUUAUUGUUACAAUCUGAAACAGAAAUGGACCUUAUACUAUAUUAACCUAAAAAACAAAUGUGGAAAAACAAUCUGUAUUUUUUUACAUGUCGAAAUUAAAAUGUACUGCUUGUACUUGCAUAUCUCUAUAGUAUGUAUCGGUAUCCACCUCAGGUGCUAAAUUCAGAUAUUCACCCCUUGAAUUUGGUGCAACCAGUUACCAGCAGAGCUGAAUGGAGCGUACCUGUGUGCAAUGCAAGUGACAUCAAGUGAUCUCAAACUGAAUAGACUUGAUCAUUACUACUAGUUUCAGGCUGAAACAUAAAAAAAUUCAUGAUAUAAGUUUUUUUUUUAUAAUUCAGUGAAAUUCCUUAAUUUUUAAGGAUUGAACCCAAUCAGUCUAAAAACAUAAAAAAAAAAAAGAAACAAUUCUGAUUUUAUGAUUUGUAUUUAGUUUCAUUUAACUAAAUGGAAAUUUAAAAACAGAGGAGUGGUUUCUGUAUAUUUUCUAAUCCAAUCGUUGUUGGGUCUCUGUUUGAUGAUGGCCUGAGGGUGUUUUAUCCUCUCACACAAACCAUAUACACACUUACUAUAACAGCGAACGGGGACUAAAUUUUAAAUAGGAUGUUCCAAAAGCACAUAAAAAUCUUAGGUGUCCACAAACUUCUAUUUAGUGUAUUUGUAUUGAGAAUUAUACUGGAGAAUGAUGAAUGAUUCUGUGAUGAAGGUUGUCUGUGCAAUGAUGACUACUGUCUGGGAUUAACUGUGGUGCUUUAUUUACCCUUUGUAUCUCUAAAAUUUGAGUAUUUAUCAUUUUUAACACUUAAUAUAUAUGUAUAUGAUGCAUUUAUUUUAGGUAACAUUUUCUUUAUUUUUCCAGGUGUAUUUUGUGGGAAGAAAGUAUAAGGGUUGAAUUUUUAUGAAGGGUAUACGGGUUUUUAUAUAUAUUCAUAUAUUUGCUUAAACUUGCAUGAAUAAUAACAGCAUGAGGACAUUAAGAGCAUUCGAAUAAUUUCCGUAAAUAAGUUUUUUGUCUGUACUCGGUAACAGGUUUGUAUUUGUGAUGUCGGUAUUCAAAAUUGACAUUAAUGAAAAUUAUAAUGAAAAUAAAGGGGAAAAAAUUCCAAAAGCA
Molecule: messenger RNA, 3189 nt
Organism: Silurus meridionalis
Lineage: Eukaryota; Metazoa; Chordata; Actinopteri; Siluriformes; Siluridae
Product: thymidine phosphorylase
Exons: 10
Coding region: 194-1555 (453 amino acids)
Biological process (GO): pyrimidine nucleobase metabolic process; pyrimidine nucleoside metabolic process
Cellular component (GO): cytosol
Molecular function (GO): 1,4-alpha-oligoglucan phosphorylase activity; pyrimidine-nucleoside phosphorylase activity
Source: RefSeq, a predicted model, not a curated record